Didymodactylos carnosus is the source of this 630-nucleotide messenger RNA. NCBI's taxonomy places the organism in Eukaryota, Metazoa, Rotifera, Eurotatoria, Philodinida, Philodinidae. The record is from the annotation of a GenBank genome assembly.
AUGUCUAUUUCCACUAAAGACAAUCGUGAUAAUAUUAUUAAAGAUUUACAAAUGGAGAUUUUGCCUUUACGUUUACAACUUGAACCACCUUCAUUGGAAGCUUACAAGUCUGACGAUGAAGCAAUAACACUAUAUACAGGAUUCACUCCGUAUGGUUUGGUGGCUGCAGCAGUAAUGGAACCUAUGAAUGGCAUCACUGACGGUGAAAAUAUUUUUCGAGAUAAUACAUUACGAGCACGCAAAUUAAAUGAAUCAAAGCAAUUUCUUUUGGUGAUGAAGAAACUAAAACUUGAUGUUCCAUUCCUUGAUCUAACAAAACAUUUAGUAAACGAUAAAGAAAAAUUUCAUGCGUCGUUUACCGAUAUUAGAAAUCCGGUUAUGAUUAUCGAUGCCUAUCCUAUUUAUAUACAAAAACCAGGUUUAUAUCCUAAUUAUUUUAUUGGUUCAAUAUCAGACAAAGAAUUAACAUUAAGAUCUGGUAUAGAUAUAUCACCUUGUAGUUGGGAUCAAUUCAGUCGUGGUUGGGACCAAUCUAGUCGUGGUUGGGUCGAUAUCGGUCGUGGUUGGGACCAAACUAGCCGUGGUUGGGACCAAUCUAGUCGUGGUUGGGACGAUAGGAGUCGUGGUUAG